CCAAUGAUCAGGGCCAGUUGUUAUUUUAUAACAAAUCAACAAUCUAAUAUGGCACGACUGGGACUGUUCCUCAUCUUGACUCUCGCCCUUAUCUGUAUCGGCGAGAUAAAUGCUCAGCGUUGUCCUCCCAAUGAGGUCUGGAGGGCAUGUCGUCCGCCUUGUAAUACCUGCAUGAAUCGCAAUCCAAAUCGGUGUCCGGCGUGCAUCAGAGGCUGCUUUUGUAGACGUGGAUUUUUGCGAGAUCGAGUGGGAAAGUGCGUGCAGAGAUGUUGGAGAAUGUUAUAACGCGAUUAGUUCUGUCAUCCCCAAACUUUCUUGCCGAAUCCUUAAUGAAAUCAGAGUAAAUACAUAAACAUUAUGUAUCAGACCGUGAUGUUACUGGAAAUAAAACGAUUAGCCGAAA
Molecule: messenger RNA, 403 nt
Organism: Fopius arisanus
Lineage: Eukaryota; Metazoa; Arthropoda; Insecta; Hymenoptera; Braconidae
Product: chymotrypsin-elastase inhibitor ixodidin-like
Exons: 3
Coding region: 4-285 (93 amino acids)
Source: RefSeq, a predicted model, not a curated record